Messenger RNA from Sodiomyces alkalinus F11, 867 nucleotides. Its product is annotated as 3-oxoacyl-reductase. Lineage: Eukaryota; Fungi; Ascomycota; Sordariomycetes; Glomerellales; Plectosphaerellaceae. The transcript is spliced from 2 exons. The coding region runs from base 1 to 867 and encodes 288 amino acids. The record is from RefSeq and is a predicted model, not a curated record.
AUGUCGGACCGUGUAGCUCAGCUCGCCGCCCACCUCAACUACCCCAAGGGGUUGCUGGCCGGUCAGGUCGCCAUCAUCACGGGUAGCGGUCAGGGUAUCGGCGCCGAAGCCGCUCGCCUCUUUGCCAACGAGGGCGCCAAGGUCAUCAUCUCCGACAUUGACGCCGAAAAGGGCAAUGCCGUCGCAGAGAGCAUCAACAAGUCGGGCGGCCAAGCCAUCUGCGUGCCAGGCGACAUGCUAGACGCCGCCUACAUCGACACCCUCGUCAAGAAGGCCGCCGCCUUCGGCAACGGCAAGAUCCACCACAUCGUCAACAACGCCGGCUACACCUGGGACGGCGUGAUCCACAAAAUGUCCGACAAGCAGUGGGACACCAUCGUGGCCCUGCACGCCACCGCGCCCUUCCGCCUCGUGCGCGCCGCCGCCCCUUACUUCCGCGUCCGCGACGGCGAGAACCGCUCCGUCGUCAACAUCUCCUCCACCUCGGGCGUCCACGGCAACGCCGGCCAGGCCAACUACGCCCUCGCCAAGGCCGGCGUCGUCGGCCUCACCAAGACCAUCGCCCGCGAGUGGGGCCCUGCCUUUGGCGUCCGCGCCAACACCGUCGCCUUCGGCCACAUCAAGACCCGACUCACCGACGCCAAGGAGAAGGGCGCCUUCGUCACCGGGCCCGAUGGCCAGAAGAUCGCCCUGGGGAUCCCCACCGCCCAGCAGGCCGCUCCUGCUGGUGAGGAGCACGCCGACAUCCCCCUGCGGAGACCCGGUACUGCUACCGAGGCGGCGGCGAGUAUCCUGGCUGCCGCUAGCCCGUUGUUUAGCUACAUAACGGGACAGACUAUUAUGGUGACGGGUGGUCGGAAUAUGUAA